This is a messenger RNA of Paraglomus occultum, 550 nucleotides long. The record is from the annotation of a GenBank genome assembly. Lineage: Eukaryota; Fungi; Glomeromycota; Glomeromycetes; Paraglomerales; Paraglomeraceae.
CAAAGACACUUCCGGCAUCAAACUCGUCGACCUUCAGCGUGUAAAUUAUUACUGGAUUGCCUCGUUUUCCAUUUUUGCCAGGCAAAUUUCUGCAUCAAUAACAGCUGCUAUUGGUUUUCAGCCGAACGAGCUCGAUACCUUUAAUUGGCAAUGCCAUGGAACGACAAAGUGCUAUCAGACAUCUGCAACAAGAACCAAGACACGGCGAAGGGUUAAUAACCUGGUCUGUGGACCUUUCAUCGUCCACGCAAUCGGCGACGCUGCCAUGAACGCCUGGUGGAUGGAGAGAUUGAGGGUAGAGGUGGAGAGAUUGAGAGUGGAAGAUAGAGCGAGAAUCCAGGAAAAGGAAGAGAGGAGGAUAGCAGAGUUAGAACAGCAAAGGCUGAUGGAUGUUGGGGAUAGGAGAGGUAUUGAGAUCAAUGAUAGUAGAAAAAGAGAGAGAACCUAUGUUCCAAUUUGUCUCCCGAUCCGAAAAUACGCGGGAGUGAAUUUUUCAACCAAUCGAAUAAUUCUUAAUACACCAUCGUAUAAUAAUAAUGUCUUAGAAUGA